AUGGAGCGAAAAACGAUACUGGAAAUGGAAGCAAUUUUCGUAGGGAUGGGUCCUUCCAAAUCACACCUAGGUGCCAAGGGGAUGUUAAAUGACACCUAUAACGUAACUAAGCCGAUUGUUCCGGUGGGAAAUACCACGACUCCGGAGCGGAAAGAGGAGUUAGUUCGAGUUGAAGUUGCCGUUCAAGCCGCCAUCUUUGCUUUAGCAAUACUCGGUAACUGUUGUGUACUUGUAGCUCUGUGUCGACGACGGAAGAAAUCAACACGAAUGCAUAUCUUUAUCAUGCACUUAAGUAUAGCCGAUCUUCAAGUUGCUUUCUUCAAUAUCCUGCCACAACUAAUAUGGGACAUCACCCAUAGAUGGUAUGGCGGUGACUUUCUAUGUCGCUUCAUCAAAUAUUCCCAGAUUUUUGUCAUGUAUUUGUCGACCUACAUCUUGGUUAUGACUGCGGUGGAUAGAUAUCGUGCCAUUUGUCACCCGCUUAGCAACCACACAUGGACACCCAGACUUGUGCACGUCAUGAUCGGUGGAGCAUAUGCCAUAGCCGCCAUUAUGAGCUUGCCUCAGUUAAUAAUGUUUAAGUACCAGGAAACAAAGGUGGGAUCUGGUGUUAUGGACUGUUGGGUACAUUUUGACCCACCGUGGACUCUUCAAUUAUACAUCACGUCCUUUACGGUCUUCGUUUAUUUGAUUCCAUUUGUCAUACUGUUAGCCUGUUAUGGUUCUAUAUGUUACACUGUUUGGCGGAAGUACAGACUUUCAAGGGAUUCUGGGAAAUAUGUAACUCGUGAUAAUGUUCCCGAACAAAUGCAGUCUGUAGCAUCACAAAACGGAAAAAUACAAAAUCAUGUAACACUUGUACCCAGAAAUCAUUCCUUCAGAGGAUUUUCAAGAGCAAAACUGAAAACCGUAAAACUGACAUUCGUCAUAAUUCUUGCCUACAUAGUGUGCUGGUCGCCAUUUUUUGUCUCGCAGCUUUGGUGGCUAUACGAUGAGUCUGCACCUCUAACAAACAAUGCCCUUGUUAUAAUGUUAUUACUGGCUAGUCUUAACAGCUGCUGUAACCCUUGGAUAUACCUGGCAUUUAGUGGGAACGUCUUGCAGACACUGGCGCCUUGUAAAUGCACGAAGAUGGACUUGUCAGAAACAAACGGCAACAAACUCUGUGUGUGUACAUGUUCUGAAAAACAAAAAAAGAAACAAGGUCACAAACAGAAAUGGACAUUUCGUAGUACAUACUCAUGUGAUUCGACACAAUCAUUGCGACUAACAACUUAUAGAAAGGACGAUAAACGAUUUAGACAAGGGGAAUGCCCAUGUAACACAAAUAUGGACGAAUAUUUUGAGUUACACGGCACAAAUAGGUAG
Messenger RNA from Ylistrum balloti, 1368 nucleotides. Its product is annotated as cephalotocin receptor 2-like. Lineage: Eukaryota; Metazoa; Mollusca; Bivalvia; Pectinida; Pectinidae. Gene Ontology annotation, biological process: G protein-coupled receptor signaling pathway. The record is from RefSeq and is a predicted model, not a curated record. Gene Ontology annotation, molecular function: vasopressin receptor activity; peptide binding. Gene Ontology annotation, cellular component: membrane. The transcript has 3 exons. Bases 1 to 1368 code for a protein of 455 amino acids.